This is a messenger RNA of Truncatella angustata, 2345 nucleotides long. Its product is annotated as heterokaryon incompatibility protein-domain-containing protein. The record is from RefSeq and is a predicted model, not a curated record. NCBI's taxonomy places the organism in Eukaryota, Fungi, Ascomycota, Sordariomycetes, Amphisphaeriales, Sporocadaceae. The transcript has a single exon. The coding region runs from base 132 to 2054 and encodes 640 amino acids.
AAUGUUUGUUCCAUCAGAUCACCUUGAUGGCAAUCAGUCCCUCCGCAGUUUUGAACGCAUUCCACCCCGGGAAUAUGUUUACCAUUCCUAGAAUAGAUUGAUGCAAUUCUUGACCCGACUGCCCGCUAAUUAUGCCUGUCUUUAACGGAUACCAAUAUGAGCCUCUUGGCACCAAAGAUUCACUUCGGCUCAUCGCCCUCAAUCAAGCAAUCCAUAGAACAACUCCACUAAGAUGCUCCAUUAUCCAGUGUCGACGUUCGGCAUUGAGUAAAGAUUACUCUGCAGUUUCUUACGCAUGGGGCCCUCGCGAUUUCACGCGUAACCUAGAGGUAGAUCACGAUGGUGACACCUCGUAUAUAAGGACCACGUCCAACGUCGACAUGUUGUUAAGGUACCUUCGCGGUCAGAAGGAAGUGCGCCAUUUGUGGAUUGAUGCCAUCUGCCUCAACCAAGACGAUCAUGUCGAAAAAGCCCAGCAAAUUCCCCUAAUGGGUUACAUAUAUGGGCAGUCGCAGCAAGUGCAUAUCUGGCUUGGCACCGAUAAUUCCACAAUUACCCAACUGUUUGCUUUUUUUCGAGCAGCCAGCCAGCUUCGAGAGACUAAUCAGCAAGUAAUCUCUACACGUGUUGCAUCACUAAUGACGAAGUAUUUUAAAGAUGCCUCAAUCGAUGAGACAUUCAGCCAAGGAAUUUUCCUGCCUGGAGCGGUAGAAGCACUCGAUAGCAUUACCAAGUUCUUCGAUCGGCAUUGGUUCUCACGCCGUUGGGUUAUCCAAGAAGCCUAUGUGGCCCGUCAAGCUAUUGUACAUUGCGGAAAAUAUUCAAUUCCCAUGGGACUUGUCGCCUCGGCUGCAAACAAAUUUCAGUCCAUGGAUAUAUCAAGCUAUCCCAUUAGGAUGGCGGCAAAUUUGCACCGGCUGAAAUCUUCAAACAAGCUUACCCUUAUGGAACUAUUAUGGAAUUUUCAUGAAGCUCGAUGCGCCGAAAAAAAGGAUCGUAUCGCUGCUCUAGCUGGUCUAAUAUCAGAAGAUCUCUUUCAUAUCGACUAUGAUACUCCUUGGGAUAUUGUGUACAAGCAGGCUGCUUCACUUGCGCUACGCUCCAAAGAUAAUAGCAUCAGACUACAAGUACUUCUGCACCUGUUCGAGUUUGGCCACCUUUCUCAGUUGAAGGAUGUCGUCUGUCCAUCGUGGGUCCCAGAUUGGACAAGUUGCCGGACUCGCAAGUUGCCCUAUCACGCAUUGGCGAGGAAUGUUGACAACAUAUCUGAUUAUCACACGACUUUUGGAUGUUCGAUUACAGCGACCUUAGCCUUGAAUAACGAUAUUCUAGAAGUCUACCCGGGUCCCCCGACUGCUACUUCUCGAAGCUGGCAAGUGUUUUACGCAACAGAGAUAGGGAUGUAUCCAGUAAACGAGCUUGACACCGACCGAGUCGUCAAAAUUAUGCAAAGACUCUUCCCAUUCAUCACCUCUAACUCAGCUUUUGAGGUACUCGAGAUCUCAUCUUUAAUUCAGUUGAUUUUGGACUUCCGCCACUCAGAAGCAAGGGACCAGAGGUUAGUGAGUAGGCCUCUUGAGCAAUUCAUAAUAGCCCUCACCGAAAAGCUUCCAGAGUGGAUACAUUUAGACUUUUUCGACUCCUUACGAAAGCUGGGCUCAUUGUUACGAGAUGUCUGCUUCUUCGCUCUUGAGCCCUCAAAACCAGGAGUCAGUGCCUGUCGAGCCUACGGUAUCUGUCUCACACAAGUACAUUCUAAAGACAUUAUGGUACCGCUUUGGCACCGAGAAGAGAAGGCCACAGGGCGUCAGAGUAUUUUGGGUGGGUGGAAAAAGGCCAUCGACGUCACCACAAUGCUUGCUGUGCGUCAAGCCGAGAAAAGACCUGGGUUGGGCCAGGAAAAAAGAUCGGAACGAAUUAAAGGACUAGAAAAAGACAUAAUUGCCGUUCCAGCAGUGUGUGUUAUACCAAGUGGGUGGGCCUCUCUACAAGCCCGUGAGUAUGACCUGAGCGUGGCAGAUUGUGCAUGGCAGGCUCCAAUAUGCCUGCCAUAGGACUCUCGCUGACAAUACCGGUUGGGAGACGAGAUGGUCAUCAGACACGACAACUCUCAGCCAUGGAGGGUUGAAAAGAUCUAGUGGCUGUUAAUUGAUGGCACUGGUCCUUACUAUAAUUCGGAGAACGAGUAUGGCAACAAAAAGUGCAACGCCUUUCCGGAAGAGGCCUAGCACUUCGAAAUUUACAGCAUCAUAGGGGACUCGACCGAGAAUAUAAUGUCUUGGAAAGCAAGGAAGUCAAGGAGAAGCUUACGAAAGCCGAGAAGAAGCUUUCAGACGAGAUCAGAG